CAGCGACUCGCCCUGUAGGUCCUCCAUCUUGAGAACCGCUUGCUUGUCUUCCCAGGUGUGAAAAACAUAUUAGCGUGAAGGGCUGGAAAGCCACCCAAAGGGUGAAUCAUGCAUAAGAACAGCCUAACUGAGUCUAGGAGCAAGACGGCAGGAAAGUCAGAUGAGCACCCCAAUCUGUGGAUAGAGCGCUUCUUCAGCCGGAGAUGCUGCAUCACCUUCCUGACUGGCUGCUACAGCUGCCACUGGCAGUACACAGAGUGGGAGAGAACUGAACUUGGAUCCUGUUGCUGCUCCUGGAAAGAGCAGUUUUUUUAUGUGUGCCUGGUAGUUGCGUUCGUCCUGUCCGUGAUUUUUCUGUUCGUGUGGGCUGAGACCUCUAACGAGUACAACGGCUUUGACUGGGUUGUUUAUCUAGGGACAAAACGCUGGUUCUUGUGGUCCAUUUUUAUGUUGAGUACAGCCGGGCUCAUGACCGCCUACACGUCCUUGCUUUUGUUACUCAGCUUUUUUUUACUCUGGGAAAGGAUUGAGUUACAUCUGCAUACAUGUCAUAAGGUCUGCAUUUUCCUGGUGAUCCUGCUGUGCUCCUUCUUGCUCUGUGUUCUGAACCGAUACUGGAAGGACAAGUGGCUGAUAGCCGGGCUGUCACUGCAGAUCUUUGCUCCCUUUCUGCACCUGAGCCUCAUAACUGUGAUGAUUCUCCUUUCCUGGCCCCUAGCCAUUGGUGUGGCCCACUUGGAAUCAGAAGUUAGAGUAAGAAGAUACAGAAUGGCAGAUUACGAGCACGAAGUCCUGGAGACAUGUAAUAUAUUCACAAGGUUAAAAGCUCUCCAGAUCGCUGCGGGACUCCCCUUCCUUGUCCUUCUUCUGUGUCUGUAUUUGAUGCCGCUGGGGGUUUAUUCUCCCUGCAUUCUGAAGAAGGAGAACUUAGGGCCUAAGCCUACAUUCUUUGGACACAGAGGCGCACCCAUGCUGGCACCAGAGAAUACCAUGAUGUCCUUUGAGAAGGCCGUGGAACAUGGCGCCUCCGGCCUGGAGACUGAUGUGUACUUAAGCUAUGACGGGGUGCCUUUCCUCAUGCACGACUAUGACCUGAGUAGAACAACCAACAUCAGAGAGGUCCUGCCCUCGGCCGCUUUCAACCACACUGCCAUCUUCAACUGGACUUUCCUGUCCACUCUGAAUGCCGGCCAGUGGUUUGUAAAGCAUAAGCCGUUUUUUGACAUGAAACCAUUAUCAGAGGCUGAUAAAAGAAGAGCAAGCAACCAAUCAAUUCCAUCGCUGGCUGAGUUAUUGGAACUUGCAAAAAAUGAAAAAAAGUUUGUAAUAUUUGAUCUUUUCGGCCCUCCACCAAAGCAUCCUUUCAGAAACACAUUUGUUCGAAGAGUAGUCAAGGUCAUCCUUGACUCCAACAUCGAGCAACGUCUGAUACUUUGGUUGCCAGGUUAUGACAGAGACUAUGUCAGGUUCAAGGCUCCUGGUUUCCAGCACGUGGGCCGUUUAAGAACCCUCAAUGAGCUUGCUAAAGAGAAUAUGACGAUAAUAAAUGUUGACUAUAAGAGGCUGUUCUACAAGGGGAUGAGACAGUAUCAGGCAGCUAAAAUCCACAUCAAUAUGUACGUUGUCAACGAGCCUUGGCUCUUCUCAUUGGCCUGGUGCCGCCGGAUCAACUCUGUGACCACAGACAACAUCCAGGUCCUGAACCAGCUCACUCACCCUCUCUUCUUCAUGACACCAGGAUACUAUACGUUCAUAUGGCUUUUCAUGGUCAUUGCUUCUGCAAUUAUCAUUGGCACUGUAUUUUAUUAUCACUGCAUGAAAGAGCUUAAGAAAGAGAGGUGGCUCGAAGACGCUACCAGUGCAUCUGCAGGUUUAUUUCAUAUGGAGGACAUAACAGAAGGUACUGCCCUUGAAACAGAGGUCUCACACCAGAAGCCAGAUGCAUCACUCACUCCUGCCAGCGUAGCCCCUAAAGCUAAGGAAGGCCACAAGGAAGCAAGACAAACACCAGAAAAGUCAUAGGAAAACUCUGGCCACCUUCCAACCAUCAUGGAUCAAAAAACAAACAAAGCUGAGAUAUUCAAACAGUCUACUUCACAGCAGUCUGCAAAGGCCAGACCUCUUCCUCCAACGAGAGCACUGACCCCUUAGGACUCGCCAAGAAGACGUUAGGGUCACACCACCAGUAACCCCUAAGGGAAUACCGUAUUUCAAGGGCCCCCCAAAGAGGACACUGCUCUAUCAGGGCUCCCCAAAAGAACCAUGAACCACAAAGUCCCCUAAAAGGGAUGUGAAAUCACUAAUACUCCCCACAAAAGGACCAGUGUCUCUAGAGGGCUUUAAAACCUCCCAGCUCCCAUCUAGGGGUCACUACGCAGACUGCACUGAACCACAAGGUGGCCUCCGUCCAGCUAACGCCUCCUCUCGGGAGUCUGUUUAUAUGGUGUGUUCCUCCUCUAUCAUGACUUCUUUCUCCCCCUGGAGAAAAUUUAACCUCACCUUGCCCUCUUCUUCCCUUUCUGUCUGUGUCUGAGUGUGGGGAUGGUAGGGUGUGGUAGAGAAGGCUCAUGCAGGGGCAUUGAGGUUCUCAGGAGCAGCGCUCUGGCCCAGACUCUGUAGGGAGUGCACCUCAGGAGACAGGCCGGGUCAGACAGUCAUGCAUGGUCACGGACCCGGGCGGCUGCUCUCUGGGUUCACAGGACUGUCUCAUCUUAUAUUUCUGUUGUGUUACCUGCUGAGGAGUGCCUGACUGCUCACGUCAGCUUGUAAUAAAGGUACCUCUCAUGAAGCCAGUGUGUUGUGUGCCCGCCUCUGUGGUCACCCAGGCUCA
Molecule: messenger RNA, 2830 nt
Organism: Myodes glareolus (Bank vole)
Lineage: Eukaryota; Metazoa; Chordata; Mammalia; Rodentia; Cricetidae
Gene: Gdpd4
Product: glycerophosphodiester phosphodiesterase domain containing 4
Biological process (GO): lipid metabolic process
Cellular component (GO): membrane
Molecular function (GO): glycerophosphodiester phosphodiesterase activity
Source: RefSeq, a predicted model, not a curated record